AUGUUUACUACUCACCCCCAAGGGAGGUCUUACCGGUCCUCAGUCCCUCACCAUCAUCUUCGACAGCCGGAAAUACAGAAUUCAUAUGACCAGCAUGCCAAUAAUCCUCCGAGGCAGACGAGACGUCGUCCCCUGGCAGAUAUGAUCGGCCAUCCAAUACAUUUUCUGACUGGUCAGUUCGCGGGCCAAACCAUCCGGGCUGAACUAGACGAGAUACAAAAAGCCGAUCUGGGGCGCAAGUAUGCGCGUGUAGACCGGAGGCCUCUAGACCCACCGCCCGUGGUACGUUUGCGCUACUUCGACAUUCGAGAAGACGACGUCGACCAAGAACGCGGCACCGAGAUUAAGAAUUACGACGAAAUCCAAACCAUUGGUCUUAUGUCCACAGUGGAUUUAUUCCCUGUCCCGAAUGAAAGCUGGACGUCGAGAUCUCCGACACAAACUUCGUUUUCCUCCUCUUCCCCUACGCUUUCGAAUGGAAAUGAGAAUUUCAUGUUUUCUUCACCGCAGACGAGCUCGCCCACUGCAGCUCAAUCACAGGCAUCGACUCCCAAUUCUCCAAGCUCCAAUGAUAUUAUACACUAUGUCGGGAACCAUGCCAUCACGGAAAGUUCAAAGGUGACUUCGUCCUUGGUUGGUGCAACAUUUGUCCAACCUGCAAUAGUGGAUUAUGAAGGGAAGAAAACGAUAAUAUUUGUAUUUUCUGACCUAGCUGUUAAAAUUGAAGGGACAUUCCUUCUUCGAUACCGUGUUUUUGAUAUAUAUUCAAGACCCCGUGAUAGAGAGGAUUUGUUGGUGCAAGCGGAAUGUUAUGGCGGACCAUUUCGUGUUUAUUCCACUAAAGAGUUCCCUGGGUUACAGGCUUCCACCGAUCUGACAAAGCACCUUGCACGAUGGGGGGUACGUUUGAAUAUCCGUGAAACCGAACGGAAGCGGAGAAAGAAGGGUGAAAUUGGUAGUCCUCUGGACGAUCCAAAAUCCAAACGAAAGAGGACUUCACUGGGAAGUGAAGACGACGAAGCAAGCGACGAGGAUUGA
Molecule: messenger RNA, 1038 nt
Organism: Laccaria bicolor S238N-H82
Lineage: Eukaryota; Fungi; Basidiomycota; Agaricomycetes; Agaricales; Hydnangiaceae
Exons: 5
Coding region: 1-1038 (345 amino acids)
Source: RefSeq, a predicted model, not a curated record